AUGUCUGAAGAAGAGAAAGCCACCAGUACUGCGCCAGUUAUCCUGGGUGAAGACGGUCAGCCAUUGUCCAAGAAAGCUCUGAAAAAGCUGCAGAAAGAGCAAGAAAAACAGAAGAAGAAGGCGGAAAAGGCACGCCAGUUGCAGCUAGAGAAGGAGGAACGUGAAAGAGAGGCUGCUGCUUCAGACACGGCCAAGGACAACUAUGGUAAGUUACCAUUGAUUCAAUCUGCUACGAGGACCGGUGAACCAAGGAUCAAAUUCCACGAUUUGGACGAGGCAAAGGAUGACAACAAAGAGAUUCUAUUCAGAGCUCGUGUGCAUAAUACGAGGCAGCAAGCUGCCACUUUGGCUUUCUUGACUUUGAGACAGCAAAGCGAAUUGAUCCAAGCGCUUGUCAAGGUUAACAAGGAGGGCACCGUCUCGAAGCAGAUGGUUAAAUGGGCUGGUUCCUUGAACUUGGAAUCGAUCGUUUUGGUUCGCGGUGUUGUUAGAAAGGUCGAAGAACCAGUCAAGUCUGCCACUGUGCAGAACUUGGAGAUCCACGUCAGUCAGAUUCACUCGAUUUCCGAAACACCAGAGAGCUUACCCAUCCUUUUGGAAGACGCAUCUCGUUCUGAGGCUGAGGCAGAGGCUGCUGGGUUGCCAGUGGUUAACCUGGACACCAGACUAGACUCUAGAGUGAUAGAUUUGAGAACCGUUACAAAUCAGGCGAUCUUCAGGAUCCAAUCCGGCGUUUGCUCUUUGUUCAGAGAAUUUUUGACCAAUAAAUCGUUCACCGAGGUGCACACACCAAAAUUGUUGGGUGCUCCGAGUGAAGGUGGCGCCAGUGUCUUUGAAGUCUCGUAUUUCAAGGGUAAGGCUUACCUGGCGCAAUCUCCACAAUUCCACAAGCAGCAACUUAUGGUAGCCGAUUUCGAGAGGGUUUUCGAAAUUGCACCAGUCUUCAGGGCCGAAAACUCAAACACCCAUCGUCAUAUGACCGAAUUCACAGGUCUCGACCUGGAGAUGACAUUCGAAGAGCACUACCACGAAGUCCUGGACCAACUCAGCGACUUGUUUGUCUUCAUCUUUGGUGAACUGAAGACAAGAUACUCCAAGGAGAUUGAAUUGGUUCGCAAACAAUAUCCAGUGGAAGAUUUCAAAUUGCCAGAAGACGGUAAGAUGGUUCGCAUCCAAUACAAAGAGGGUAUCGCCAUGUUGAGAGAAGCCGGUAAGGAAAUCGGUGAUUUUGAUGACUUGAGUACCGAGAAUGAAAAAUUGCUUGGUAAGCUGGUCAGAGAAAAAUACGAAACAGACUUCUACAUCCUGGACAAGUUCCCAUUGGCAAUCCGUCCAUUCUACACCAUGCCCGACCCCGAGGAUCCUCGCUACUCGAACUCGUACGAUUUCUUCAUGAGAGGCGAAGAAAUCCUGUCGGGCGCCCAGCGUAUCCAUGACCACGAGCUGCUGCAAGAGAGGAUGAAAGAACACGGUUUGUCGCCAGAGGAUCCUGGCCUCAAGGACUACUGUGACGCGUUUACCUACGGGUGCGCUCCCCAUGCAGGUGGUGGUAUCGGUCUAGAGAGAGUCGUGAUGUUCUUCCUAGACCUCAAAAACAUCAGAAGAGCCUCUUUGUUCCCAAGAGAUCCAAAGAGAUUGAGACCAUAG
Torulaspora globosa is the source of this 1647-nucleotide messenger RNA. It is a transcript of the gene DPS1, whose product is annotated as aspartate--tRNA ligase DPS1. Gene Ontology annotation, biological process: aspartyl-tRNA aminoacylation. The record is from RefSeq and is a predicted model, not a curated record. The coding region runs from base 1 to 1647 and encodes 548 amino acids. Gene Ontology annotation, molecular function: RNA binding; ATP binding; aspartate-tRNA ligase activity. Lineage: Eukaryota; Fungi; Ascomycota; Saccharomycetes; Saccharomycetales; Saccharomycetaceae. Gene Ontology annotation, cellular component: cytoplasm; cytosol; aminoacyl-tRNA synthetase multienzyme complex. The transcript has a single exon.